CGUGCGUGAAAAAUUGUAUGAAAUCUGUCUUGUGUGGCACAUUUCCAUAAUUCAAGAGAUGGAAGUAUAGCAGCAGAAAGUUUAAGGAAAUAAAGUGUAUGGAAUCUGUUUCACUUAGGAAAUGUUAAUGAGUUUUAUUACAUGUUUUAUAUUAUUAAGCUGAGAAGGUGUAGAAAUGUCACGUUCAAAACCUGAAAAGAUUGGAAAUGCCGGUAAAUGCGAAUUAAGUGUAUGGACACGUGCGAUAACAGCAAACUCCGAAUGGCCGGAUAAAGAAGAAUUUCUUGAUGUUAUAUAUUGGGCUAGACAAGCAAUUGGUAUUAUAGUUGGUAUAGGAUGGGGUCUUAUACCUUUAAAAGGUUUCAUAGCUCUACUAUUAUUUGUAUUAGUUAAUGCAGGUGUCACAUACCUGUAUUUUAGUAAUUUUCAACAAAUUGAUGAGGAAGAAUUUGGUGGUAUAUGGGAAUUAACUAAAGAAGGUUUUAUGACAUCAUUUGCUGGUUUUUUGGUGACCUGGAUCAUUAUAUAUUCAGGACUACAUUUUGAUUGAGCAUUUUUAUAACUGUACCAAUGAUGAUUUGAAUGAUGAAGAUGUUAAUACAUAUAAUUCAACAAUCAAGUGCUCCAUGCAUAUGUGCAAUUUGUCUCAUAAACAUUUUUGUGAAGAGCAAUUACUUAUCAUAUAGACUAUAUGCGCUUUGAAUUUGUAGCGCAAUAAAUAUACAAAAGAAUUUCUCGGAUAACUUGUUAUAUGGAAUUAAACAUUAUCACAAAAAAGUUUCUUAUUUCUUCAUCAAAAAGUUUCUUUUUUUAUAUAGAAAAUUAUGUGUUAUAUUUUAAAGGUCAAUUAUUUGCUAUUAAAGAAAAUGUUUUUAAAUAUUAGUUAUAAAAUAUUUUUAUUUCAAACUUAGUUUCUUUGUUGCAUAUCAUUGACACUAGUACUGUAAACUAUGUUACGAAAAUAUGUUACAUAUGCCAAAUCAGAUUAUAUACCUGUGCAGAUAAUUAAUAUAAAUAAACAUUUUAAAUAACCA
Messenger RNA from Bombus pascuorum, 1034 nucleotides. RefSeq names its product GEL complex subunit OPTI. Gene Ontology annotation, biological process: mitochondrial respirasome assembly. The transcript is spliced from 4 exons. Lineage: Eukaryota; Metazoa; Arthropoda; Insecta; Hymenoptera; Apidae. The coding region runs from base 176 to 550 and encodes 124 amino acids. The record is from RefSeq and is a predicted model, not a curated record.